Geodia barretti is the source of this 834-nucleotide messenger RNA. The record is from the annotation of a GenBank genome assembly. NCBI's taxonomy places the organism in Eukaryota, Metazoa, Porifera, Demospongiae, Tetractinellida, Geodiidae.
AUGAGCACGCUGAUGGUCCAAGGAACGUCCUCCGGCGCCGGCAAGACGACCAUGGUGGCUGCACUGUGCAGGAUCUUCGCAGACAGGGGCUACUCGGUGGCACCGUUCAAGUCACAGAACAUGUCAAGGUACGCCUACACCACAGACAAGUUUGAGAUUGCCGUAGCCCAGGCGGUCCAGGCAGUGGCCGCCCGGUGUGAGAUCAUGCCGGAUCUGAACCCGAUCCUCCUCAAACCGCUGGACGACUACCACAGCCAGGUGUACCUCCUGGGACGGAGCUACAAAAGGAUGCAUGCGGCAGACUACUACACCAAGUUUGCCCUGACAGGCGGCCUAGAGACGGCGCUCGGGUCGCUUGGGCGCCUGCAAAAAAAGCACGAUCUGGUCAUCAUUGAGGGCGCCGGCUCCCCCGCGGAGAUCAACGUGGCCGAGUGGGAUAUAGCAAACAUGAGGAUCGCUGGGCAUGCCGGAUCGCCUGUGCUGCUUGUAGCCGACAUAGAGAGGGGAGGCUCCUUUGCAAGCAUUGCAGGCACCAUGCUGUUGCUGGAGGACAGGUACCGGGAGCUUGUAAAGGGGUUUAUCUUCAACAAGUUCCGGGGGGACAUGGAGAUUCUGAAGCCGGGCUUUGAGAGGCUUGAGAGGGAGACCGGCAGGCCGGUUCUGGGUACGGUGCCCAUGCUGGACGUUGCCAUACCAGAAGAGGACUCAAUGGGCAGCCGGCCCGGCAGGAGCAUGAAGGAUCUCUCCCACAUAGAUGCGGAUCUUGACAGGCUGUCAGGUGCGGUGGAGAAGAGCUUGGACAUCGGGGCGAUCGAGGGGAUGAUAUCCUGGUAA